GUCGCCUGUCUGCCAGCAGACCCCCAGCGUGCCAUCACACCUUCACCAUGUGGACCUUCCUGGGGGUCGCCACCUUCACCUACGUGUAUAAGAAGUGUGAUGAGUUGCUGAGCGCCCCCCGGAUAGAGCUGAUCGCGGCCGGCCUGUUUUGCUGCACCCUGGGUCUGGUCCUGUCCUUGCUCCGGUACCGGGGUCACCUGGGCUCCCAGAAAAAAGGAGACAGUAAGGGUGUCAUGUCCCGGCUCCUGAACAAGAAUGGACCUAAACACCAAGGGGGACGGGGGCCACUGAGGGCCAGAAAGUCUAAAGGGGACAACCAUCAGCUUGGGUCUGCAACCGAAACCGAUGGAGCCACCGGAGCUGUGUGGCCUUGCAGUGACCCCGAAGUUAUUAUCGUGGGGUCGGGGGUUCUCGGCUCCGCUCUAGCAGCAGUGUUAUCGAGGGAUGGAAGGAAAGUUGCGGUGAUCGAAAGGGACCUGAAGGAACCAGAUCGCAUAGUGGGAGAGCUACUUCAGCCAGGUGGAUACCAAGCUUUGAGAGACCUUGGGCUUGGUGAUGCCGUGGAAGGUCUGGAUGCUCAUGUGGUGCAUGGGUACGUUGUCCAUGACAUUGAAAGCAAAGCAGAGGUGGAGAUCCCAUACCCUUCCAACGAAGACAACCAGCCCCAGUGCGGAAGAGCCUUUCAUCACGGCCGCUUUAUUAUGGGUCUCCGGAAGAUAGCCAUGGCAGAGAGCAACACAAGGUACAUCGAGGGGACAGUGACACAGCUAAUUGAAGAAGAAAACACUGUACAAGGUGUACAAUACAGAGACAAAGAAACGGGAGAUGUUAAGGAGAUCCGGGCACCUCUGACAGUUGUCGCUGAUGGGCUUUUCUCGAAGUUUAGGAAAGACCUAAUUUCCGGCCACGUCACGGUGUCCUCUCAUUUCGUGGGAUGCAUUUUAAAGAACUCGCCACAGUUCAAGGCCAAUCACGCCGAGCUGGUUCUGGCCAAUCCCAGCCCCGUACUCAUAUACCAGAUUUCCUCCACCGAGACCCGAGUCCUUGUAGACAUCCGAGGGGAAAUGCCCAAGAACCUCAAAGAGUACAUGCUGGAAAAGAUUUGUCCACAACUUCCAGACCAUUUAAAAGAUCCAUUCAUCUUUGCCGUCGAAAACGACCGACUAAGGACAAUGCCAGCCAGCUUCCUCCCACCCUCACCAGUAAACAAAAAAGGAGUUUUACUUUUGGGAGACGCUUACAACAUGAGACACCCUCUAACGGGAGGAGGCAUGAGUGUGGUGCUGAAUGAUGUGAAGAUAUGGAGAGAUCUUCUUCAGGACAUACCGGACCUGUAUGAGCACUCGGAGGUUCUCGAGGCCAAGAAUAAAUUUUACUGGUCCAGAAAGAAGUCCCACUCCUUUGUGGUCAACGUCCUGGCUCAGGCUCUGUACGAACUGUUUGCCGCUACCGAUGAUUCCUUAUACCAGCUGAGAAGAGCCUGCUUUAACUAUUUCAAGCUCGGAGGAGAAUGCGUUGCUGGUCCCAUAGGCUUAUUAUCUGUGUUGUCUCCUAGACCCAUGAAACUUAUCGGCCACUUCUUCGCCGUCGCGUUCUACGCCGUCUAUUUCUGCUUCAAGAUGGAGCCGUGGUUGACGAAGCCGCGCGCUGUGGUCAGAAGCACCGCUGUCCUGUUCCGGGCCUGUUCCGUCAUAUUUCCUCUCAUAUACUCGGAGAUGAAAUAUUUAGUUUACUGAAUCUGGAUCCGGUUAUCUCUGCCGUGGCUGCUACUUCAAGAAACCUUCCGGAGCGCAAACACGUCCAUCCCACGGGCUCCAUGUUCUUGUAGACUAAUGGAUUAUACUAUUUACAAGAAGAAUGAAUGCAAAAUAGGGCAUGAUUGGUUAAAAAUAGGCCAGGAGCACCAAGAAUCAGCAUUGCGCUUCAGCCUGCGACGCGGAAUCGAUCCUCCGGCAUUUUUUUUUGGUAGAACAUUUGUGUACCAAGAACAAGCAGCGACGCAAACAAACAUUCUAUGUCCUCGUAACCUGUAUUCUGCCAAAGUAAUCGGUUAAGCUCUUGAUUAUAAAUGCCUUCAGAGAGUAACGACCUAGUCUGCCCCGUCUGCGUGCGGAGAAGAGCGCGGUCCGCUCUCCGGCGAGAUGCUCUGCGGGGUCGGUCCGUCUGCGGGAUACGGAGACAGGAACAGCGUAAACUGUACUGCCUACAUUUCUCGGCGACAUUGGGGAACGAGACCGGGAAUAGCGUUCAACAUGAUUAUUACAGUAUUGGUCUCGCAGGCUCCGAUUCCUCCUUAUGGACAUCACGUUUAUAAAGCCAGA
This is a messenger RNA of Spea bombifrons (plains spadefoot toad), 2321 nucleotides long. It is a transcript of the gene SQLE, whose product is annotated as squalene epoxidase. The record is from RefSeq and is a predicted model, not a curated record. NCBI's taxonomy places the organism in Eukaryota, Metazoa, Chordata, Amphibia, Anura, Pelobatidae. Gene Ontology annotation, biological process: sterol biosynthetic process; cholesterol metabolic process. The transcript has 11 exons. Gene Ontology annotation, molecular function: squalene monooxygenase activity; flavin adenine dinucleotide binding. Gene Ontology annotation, cellular component: membrane; endoplasmic reticulum. Bases 48 to 1736 code for a protein of 562 amino acids.